GGUUAGCUAAAGAUACCUCUUCAUUUUGAUUUAGUCUGGUAGAGGUGUUUGUACGAAAAAGACCAUGGCUUUGUGGUCCCUUAUCGCGCUGUUAGCAUUAAGCCACACGAGCUCUGCCCUUUAUACCAAAUUCCCUGAAGGUUUCACUUUUGGGGUAGCAACGGCCGCACAUCAGAUUGAGGGGGCCUGGAAUGUUAGCGGUAAAUCUGAAAAUGUAUGGGAUCGUCUCACUCACACUCGCCCAGAAAUGAUUGCUGAUGGUACAAACGGAGAUAUAGCAUGUGACUCCUACAACCGAUACCGUGAAGAUGUUGAAGAAUUGGCUUACCUCGGCGUCGACUUCUACCGUUUCUCGUUAUCCUGGGCUCGAAUACUACCAACGGGUCAAGUGGACUACCUAAACCCAGACGGAGUUCGUUACUACAAUGAUUUGCUGGAUGCUCUUGAAGCGAAGAACAUCGAACCACUGGUUACCCUUUUCCACUGGGAUUUACCUCAAACAUUACAAGAUUUGGGAGGUUGGGCGAAUCCUAAAAUGAUCGAAUACUUCCGGGAUUACGCAGACAUAUGUUUCCGGGAAUUCGGUGACAGGAUUAAAUCCUGGAUUACCUUCAACGAACCUUACGAAAUUUGUGAAGACGCGUAUGGUGACGAGAAGAAGGCACCCGCAAUUGACAGUCAUGGAGUCGGAAACUACUUGUGCAGUGAUACUUUACUGAAAGCCCACGCUGAAGCCUAUCAUCUGUAUAACGACACAUACCGAUCAAAACAAAAUGGCAAAAUUAUGAUCUCCAUUAAUUCUAUUUGGUACGAGCCCAAAGAUCCAGAAAUUGCAGAACAAGUUACUUUAGCAGAAGUGGCAAAUCAAUUUAAAUUCGGUUGGUUCGCUCAUCCGAUAUUUACCGUGGAAGGUGGGUACCCAUCUGUUAUGAUUGAAAACGUAGCCCGCCAGAGCGAGGCUGAAGGCUAUCCACGAUCUCGCCUGAAUCAGUUUGAUGAAUAUUGGAUUCAAAGAAUUAAGGGUACAUCAGAUUUCCUUGGUAUCAAUCAUUACACAACACAUUUAAUAACUGGAGCUGGCGUAGAUUCCAUAGCGAAAUCUCCUUCUUGGCUGAAAGAUAUCGGAGCUAUAACCACAACAGAAGUCGGCGAGGAGUCUGCUUCCCAAUGGCUUAGGGUAGUACCAACUGGAUUUGCAAAUUUCCUUCGCUGGUGUAAAAGUUCAUACGACGAUCCACCAAUUUACAUAACUGAGAAUGGUGUAUCAGACCGCGGCACUUUAGAAGAUUAUAAGCGCAUCCAAUAUUAUAAUGAUUACCUCUCAGUAAUAUUGACUGUAAUCUAUGAGGACGGAGUUAAUGUUCUGGGUUAUACCGCUUGGACUUUGAUGGACAAUUUUGAAUGGCGAGCAGGAUUCUCGGAACGUUUUGGAUUUUACUACGUGGAUAUAAAUGAUCCCGCACGACCUCGGACACCUAAAUUGUCCGCAGAAUAUUAUCGUCAGCUGACAGCUACUAGGGAGCUGCCUCAAGACGAACGCUUUAAGGAUCCAGCAAAAGUACAAGAUGAACUCUAGUGAUGUGAUACAGAUUAUACGAAUAAAUGCUGUUUUAGACUCAAAUUAUACUAUGUUAUGUAUUCAAGGUGUGAAGUAAAUUAAAAUAUUAAAACAAGUAUGGAUUUAUUUAAUUGAUAUUAUUCAUAUAAGAAUAUCGAAUUAUUUACAAUGAGGAAAUUGUAAAAUAUUUGCUUUUGAUACACAUCUAUUUCUUUUGUUAUAACAUCAAUAUAAGUAAAGUUACAUACACUACAGAGAAAACUUGCUUCUGCUAUCAGACUGAAAAGAUAUGUUUGUAAUAAUAAAGGCUAUACUUAGAAAUAAACUAUAUAUUUUACACUUGAUAUAUUGUUCAGAAUAUUACUCUGCGACAAGCCACGUCACAGUCCGACCGAGAGGCGGUCGAGCACAGCGAACUGUUAGCAAAAUGGAAUGUUUCAUAAUAUAUUACAGCAACAUAUUAUGUAAAUAAGUAUAAUGCGGGCCUGUACUAUAUAAUUCAAUCGCAGUCACAAACAGCAUAUUUAAUAUCCUACUACAGUGCAUUAUUUAAAUCCGCUCAGAGGCUUCGUAAAUAUAAAACGUUUGAGAAUAAUUACCCGAACAAUAUGUAAAGCAUCGUAACUUAGGGAGCAUAAGAACUAUUACACGAAUACAAAUAAAGUAUAACGAAUGGACCUACAGAAUACAAAAUUAAAUGUAUCAAAACCCAGCACCUUUACCUCUAAUUACAAUAGUUAUACAGAUGCUUAUAUCUCUUAUUUUAUAUAAUUGAAAAUUACAUUAAAGUCUUAUAAGAAUAAUAGUAUUUUCCUAAUAUGGCAAAGUUUUCAAUGUAGCAUUUAAAAUAGUCCUAAUUUCAUUAUGAUAAGUCAAUAAAGAUUGUAGAAUUCAUCACACUCACAUAAGUAAAUAAAAACAUCUAAAGACUAGGUGGGCUAAAACACAAUUUUGAGAAGGUUUCGACAUACUGACAAAA
Achroia grisella is the source of this 2537-nucleotide messenger RNA. RefSeq names its product myrosinase 1-like. NCBI's taxonomy places the organism in Eukaryota, Metazoa, Arthropoda, Insecta, Lepidoptera, Pyralidae. Bases 65 to 1576 code for a protein of 503 amino acids. Gene Ontology annotation, biological process: carbohydrate metabolic process. The transcript has 9 exons. Gene Ontology annotation, molecular function: beta-glucosidase activity. The record is from RefSeq and is a predicted model, not a curated record.